AUGUCCGACGCCGAGGGUGCCUCCCCUCGCUCCUCCGUAGACCCCGAACCCCGGCCGCUCAAGAGACCAAAGGACAGGACGUGUCCGUUCUGUGGCCAGCUCUUCACCUCCUCCUCGCUCGGGCGGCAUCUCGAUCUCUUCAUUCGCCCUGAGAAUCCAAAGGCACCCGACGGAAAGCACAAUGUUGAUGAGAUUCGGAAGAUACGGGGCAACAUAACGAGGCGGAACUUCAAGGGCGUCGUCAAGCGGGAUCCCAGUGGUGGAGCAAAUAACGCCAGUCGGAAAUCUUCAUUGACGGUAUCGAAGGCUUCGGUCGAUGCCGAGGCGUCCGGGAAGGCUGGUGGGCAAACCCCAGGGGCAAAGAGCCAGGAUACACCCAGGGAUCGGUUACGGAAAGUGAAGAAGGCGGAAUUGAAUGAGCGGCAAAGAGCCGAGGAUGAGGAAGACACAGUGAAGGCUGCAGAGUUGGCCCUGAGGGAGCUCUUGCGUAGUGUCCGGGAAGCCAGUGCGAAGGCUGCUGGCAUACACCUUUUCGACUUCGACCCGUACGAGCUCAACUUCCCCAGUCUAUGCCUUCACAUUCUUCCUGCACCGACGACCCUCUUUUCUCCGACGCCCUUUCCUACAAGCGAGUCAUGGACCCUGCAGCCUCCAGGACAGAAGCAGUUCGAAGCGUUGAAGCGUCAAGUCCAGGAGAGACUUCUUGCACAUAGCCGUCGGCGGCAGAAUAGUGAAUCCUCGCCACAAUCCUCCAAGGUAAAGCUCCCCUCCGCCAACAGCUCUCCCCUCCCGACGCCGCCUCUACUCGAACCCGACCCGCAGAGACUGUUUCGUCAUCUGACGGAUGCCUACAAUCACUGGUCAGCUCAUUCCGAUAAGCAGCGUCAGGAGGCGUGGCAGCUGGAGAUACUUCGCUCGUAUGCCAAGGCCGACCGCCAGAGACAGGACGCAGAGGCAAGUUUGGCGCUGGCCAGGCAAGAGAUCGAGGAGCUGAAGAAUCAGUUGGCCUCGUCGAAUCACAGUGACACCGCCCCAGUUCGCUUUAGUUUUGAUUGCCAAACUGUAAGAGAGCUGAGGAAGCUUGGAGCGGAAUUCCGGAACUGGGACUAUGAUCGCCUGAUUGAUAAGUGGAAGGGUGUCGUACGGGAUGAGAAGAUGUCUUCCUCUGGCAUGGCUGCCCAAAAACCAUUGCCCGACGCCGAGACAGUUGAGACCAAAGCCUGCGUACCCGCGAAAUCAGUGGCCAACGGGGCAGGACUCAGAGUGGAGAUACCCCCUAAUCCUUACGCAUCGGCCCCGACGACUACCAACUGCACCGAGGCUGGCAGUGACCACCAUAUUGAUGCGGAGGGGGAAGACGAGGAUGCCGAUGCUGACGCUGAUGCCGAUAUCGACAUCGACGGUGGUUUAUCGGAAGCAGACUCCUCUAUCCAUCACACCAACCCCGACAUCCUUCUUCAACCUUCCCCGCAUCAUCCCGCACAAGUGCAUGCAUCGCAAGUUCACACUCCGCAUGUCGUUGGCCAUGAUCCCUUCGCGCAAGCAAGCGCUCAGUUCCAGGCACAGGCGCAGGCUCAGGCGCAGGCUCAGGCACAGGCUCAGGCUCAAGCCCACGCUCAGGCGCAGGCGCAUGCGCAAGCACAGGUGCAGGCGUGGGCAGCAGCCCGCCAGCAUAUGAAUCAGAGUCGAAACCAACAUCGCCAUGUCCAUCAGCAGCUCUCACCUCAUCCCCACGGACAAUUGUCUCCGCAUCCCCUUCAACAGCUCUCGCCUCACCCGCCCCACAUCGGUUCUGCGGAGAAUAGCCGCCGCGGGUCUUAUGCCUUCCUCGACAGCCACGGCAUGCCUCAGACCAGCAUGCCUCUGGAGCUUGACACUCACCAGAACCCAUUCCUACGCCUGGGCAUUGGCCUUACUGAUGCCUUCGUGGGCUCUACUGGCGAGCCGGUCUAG
This is a messenger RNA of Westerdykella ornata, 1953 nucleotides long. RefSeq lists its product as uncharacterized. Lineage: Eukaryota; Fungi; Ascomycota; Dothideomycetes; Pleosporales; Sporormiaceae. Bases 1 to 1953 code for a protein of 650 amino acids. The record is from RefSeq and is a predicted model, not a curated record. The transcript has a single exon.